Molecule: messenger RNA, 6488 nt
Organism: Pangasianodon hypophthalmus (striped catfish)
Lineage: Eukaryota; Metazoa; Chordata; Actinopteri; Siluriformes; Pangasiidae
Gene: dgcr8
Product: DGCR8 microprocessor complex subunit
Exons: 14
Coding region: 430-2715 (761 amino acids)
Biological process (GO): primary miRNA processing
Cellular component (GO): microprocessor complex
Molecular function (GO): double-stranded RNA binding; heme binding; identical protein binding
Source: RefSeq, a predicted model, not a curated record
AAGAGGCGGGUCUAAGCGCGGCAAAGCUGUAAGAACGUUAGAACAUGGCGGACAGAGGAGGGGGUGGGUGGCUGACUCUUGUAAAACCGAAGAAAUAGCGCUAUUUAAUGAAGAUUUUUUAAAUAAUUAUUGUUCAGACAGUUGACGAGCGUUUUGGAGGAUGGACCGUGUUUAGACGUGGGCAAAGGUUUAAGCUGAAUGCAUUGUGAUUUCCAAUAAUUGAGACAGUGAUUUCUAAAAAGCUGUCUACAUUAAUGAAAAGAACAAUGUAGUCGGCUUAGCGUGCUCAAGAAACCGAGUGUUUACGUCCGUCUGGUGUUUUUAGGUGAACGUUUGGGCUUUGAUUAGUUUUUAGCACUUAACUAAGCUAGACUUCUAAACAGGGUUAGUUAUACAGAGAUAUAUAGAUUUAUAUAUAUUAUUAAUUGGAUGAUGGAUGUUGGUGAGUUUGUGCCUCCCCUCCCUCUGGAGCCUCCUGAUGAUGAAAUGUCAGGAAGCGGUAAAUGUAAAGCUCCUCCACCACCUCCCCUGCAAACGUCCAGUGACGCCGAGGAAAUGGACGUUAGCUCCGGCGGUGAUGGACCCUCGCUCGCGCCGGCCGAGGACACCGACGUCCCGCUCCUCACCAAGGGCUCGGCGUCUUUUAGCGGUCGCGCAUUACACGGCGACUCGUGCCCAGGCACCGGGCGCCACGCUCCCCCUGUCACCUCCUUCCUCCCUGACCUUAGGCUCCUCCGAGACGUUAAGAUCAGCGUCAGCUUCGGAGGAGACGGCGGCGGCGGCGGCGGCGGCAGCAAGGGCAAAGACAGAAAAGUGUUGUACACAGGGCAGGGUCAGAUAGACGAGCAGCAGCUAGAGAAUGGGAAGGCGCAGGGUAACACGGGAGAGGGAACGGGGCAGGGAGACGCGAGCGUAGAACCCGAGGCCGAGCAGGAGAACAAGGUGGAGUUCGCCGUGCUGGACGAGCUGGAGGAUUUCAGCGAGAACUUCCUGGAGCCAGAGGACGGAGAGGAGAGCGAGUACACGUCCGAGAUGAUCGUUCAGCAGCAGCAGGCCAACGACGAGGACCACGUUUACUCCUACGAGGACGACUUUGACAAUGAUGUAGAUGCGCUGUUAGAGGAAGGCUUGCCGGUGCCCAAGAAGAUGCGCCUGGCGGAGGAUAAAUACGCAGCAGACAGCGAUCAUCAGUCUGACACGGAGCAGGGUGUCCAGCCCAUGAUUACCAAAAUUAAGACUGUUCUCAAGAGUCGAGGGCGUCCGCCUACAGAGCCUCUUCCUGACGGAUGGAUCAUGACAUUCCAUAACUCCGGCAUUCCAGUCUACCUCCACCGGGAGACCCGGGUCGUUACCUGGUCCAGACCUUACUUCCUCGGAACUGGAAGCAUCAGGAAACACGACCCUCCUACCAGUAGCAUCCCCUGUUUGCACUAUAAGAAAAUGAAGGAACAGGAAGAAAGGGAGCAGAACGGAGAAGUGACGCCCAACGUGUCUCCGGUCAAAGACGGCGAGGACGGAGAACCGCAGGAGAGAACCGAAGAGCCCGACUCCACGGCUCCGGAGGGGACGUGUGACGAGUCCAACCCGGACACGAUGGACAACCAGCCUGAGGGGAAAGACGGCCAGGGGGGCGAGACGGCGCAGGGGGCGCUGGGGCAGGUCAAAGCCAAGGUGGAGGUGUGCAAGGACGAGUCUGUCGACAUCGAGGAGUUCCGCAGCUACCUGGAGAAGCGCUUCGACUUCGAGCAAGUGACGGUGAAGAAGUUCCGCACGUGGGCGGAGCGACGGCAGUUCAACAGGGACAUGAAGAGGAAGCAGGCGGAGUCAGAGAGGCCCAUCCUCCCGGCCAAUCAGAAGCUCAUCACGCUGUCGGUGCAGGACGCGCCCACUAAGAAAGAGUUUGUCAUCAACCCUAACGGAAAGUCCGAGGUUUGCAUCCUACACGAAUAUAUGCAACGUGUGCUCAAGGUCCGACCAGUUUACAACUUUUUUGAAUGUGAAAACCCAAGUGAACCCUUCGGAGCUUCGGUUAUUAUAGACGGAGUCACGUACGGCACGGGAACAGCGAGUAGCAAAAAACUCGCCAAGAAUAAAGCUGCUCGAGCCACGCUGGAGAUCCUCAUCCCUGACUUUGUGAAGCAGACGGCUGAGGAGAAGCCAGUAGAAGGGGAUGAACUGGAGUAUUUUAACCAUAUCAGUAUUGAAGACUCGCGAGUGUAUGAACUGACCAACAAAGCAGGCUUACUGUCACCUUACCAGAUCCUUCACGAGUGCCUUAAGAGAAAUCAUGGGAUGGGGGACACCAGUAUCAAGUUUGAGGUCAUUCCGGGGAAGAACCAGAAGAGUGAAUACGUGAUGACGUGCGGAAAACACAGCGUACGCGGGUGGUGUAAGAACAAGAGGGUGGGUAAACAGCUGGCCUCUCAGAAGAUCCUCCAGAUGUUGCACCCUCACGUGAAGAACUGGGGCUCGCUCCUGCGCAUGUACGGCAGAGAGAACAACAAGAUGGUGAAAAAGGAAAAUUCAGACAAGAGUGUGAUCGAGCUGCAGCAGUACGCCAAAAAGAACAAGCCCAACCUCCACAUUCUGAACAAACUCCAAGAGGAGAUGAGGAAACUGGCUAGAGAGAGGGAGGAGACGCGGAAGAAGCCCAAAAUGACGGUGGUGGAAUCGGCGCAGCCCGGCAGCGAGCCUCUGUGCACCGUCGACGUCUAGCGAAACCUUCACUGACCUGCUCACUCACACUGAAGAUAUUAAAAAAAAAAAAAAAAAAAAAAAAGAAAAAAAAAAAGCACUGAAGGUCACUUCAUCAUCGUUAUAAAUUAUGCAGUUAGCGCAAGAAAGGCAAUACCAGCUCCGUUUUCUCCCAGACACGAGGGUUCAGUUCGCCUGAAUCUCUCUCUCUCUCUCUCUCUCUCUCUCUGUGUGUGUGUGUGUGUGUGUGUGUGUGUGUGUGUGUGUGUGUGUGUGUGUGUGUGUGUGUGUGUGAGAGGAAUUAAAUUUAAUCAGAAUAAAUCCGAUGCACUAGCGGGUGACGAGGUGAAACGUCAUCGUACACGUCCUGAUGCAUACAAAAACCCGCCAUCACUUAUCUCACUUUCCGAUAAAUGAAGAACGUACUCACGUGGUGUCUGAAUGCUGAAUGCUCGCGUUUGUGGAUUUUAAACGUCGUGGCUGCUUUUCUUUCUUUUUUUUUUUUUUUUUUUUUUAAUUUUAAAUAUAUAUAUAGAUGAUUGAUUUAAUAAAGGUUUUCCUGUUGGACAUUUUUUUUUUUCUUCCAUAUUCACUAUUAUGGAUUUAGGUUUGAGAAAGAAAAAAAAAAAGUAGACUUCUGCUGUGUUUGUUUUUUUUAAAUAUUUUUUUUAUUUUUAAAUGAGCUGUGAGAGUCCGUGGUACGAUAACGCAUCGGUGUGAAAUCAGCUUCGUGUCUCGACUGGAUCAGAGUCCGUGUGUUCAGUUUGCAUGUUUGUGAAUUACAUCUCGAAUUUGAGCAGCACAAAAGUUUGAUUUAGCUGGUCGGGGGUGAGGAAGGGGGCAAAAAACUCGGACCUGCCAACCUUUACGCUUUACCUUUAUGUUUUUUUUUUCUUCCUUUGAUAAAAUGGCAGAUUUUUACUGAAGCCAUCGACAUAUGAAUCUCGUAAAACCUUCCGAUGAUAUCUGAUGUCACUUGGAAGCCCCGCCCCUUUCCCUGUCAUCUCACGUGCUCUAGACUCAUUUCCUUAUCUGUUUAUAAUUCCUUUUUUUUUUUUUUUUUUUUUUUUUUUUUGCAGUUACAUCAUUUGUGUUGUUUUUAAAAUGGAAAUUUGCAAGCAAGAGAGAAAAAAAAUCUGUAUCACACAAACCUACCCGCAAUAAAAACAGCAGUUGUGUAGGACUUCUGAAAUGUCCGAUAUUAACUAUCCUCCUAAAAGCCCCGCCCCCUUUUCCGCAUCGUUCAAUUUAGAGUUUCUUGACGUGAAAUAAAGUCUAUCCGCUAACAUUAGAGAAAUAGAUUAGAGUUAGCAUAUGGGAUGCAACUGAAAAUGGUCAAAAAUGUUACUUUUUGCAGCUGAAAGAGAAAAAAACUGGAACAUUUGACCAAACUAGGCUUACAGUGAAGUAUAGAAAAGUUUGCAUGCACAUUUAUUUAUUUAUUUUUACAAUUAAUUGCUGUACAAAACAUCUUUUUCCUAGUCUAGGAAGGAAGAAAGCUCUAAGGCGUAUGUUUAAAAACAAAAAAACAAAACCCUUGCGUCGAAAACACUGUCGGUGCUCGAUGGCUUUCUGCUAAAAACACGUGACCAACACGACACGUGACGCUUCGUUCCAGCUCACGACCACGUGACUUUAUUGGACAACGUUUCAAAAGAAGGUCAUUGGAGGGAAAUGGCGGUUAGAGCGAUUAGCGAUCCAGAGAUAACUUUCAUAGUUAAGGAAUCAGCAAAGAAAUGAGGAUGUUCUGAAGUUUCACCGAAUUAAAUCAUAACCAACGUUACUUAAUGUUACGAACAACAAGCAGGGUUUCCCAAGCUCGCGGUCACGAGAGGAGGAACUCUCGAUCUCCUCUUUUCGUUUCUUUUAAUUAUUUUUUACAAAUUAAUAUUAAAUGUUGAUGGAUUUUGUGUUUAGUAUUUUGAAAUGUUACUGAGUCACGUUCAAACAAGCUGCGUUUACAUGCCAUUUUAGUCUUUUCACUUUUUUUUUUCCCACAUCCUGACACGCUGCACUAGCGUAGCAGCAAAAAAAUUAAAACUGUACGUAAGACACGCAGCGAGUGUGUGAAUAAAACGCCGCUAGUGUUUCCGUUGCUUCUGCACGCAACGCAACGCGACGCAACGUCACGCGCCAAGUAUAACCCAGGCUCCUCUGCUCGGCGUAGUGUCGCAUCACACCACCCCGGCGUUGAUUAUUUUCCUAUAACAGCACAACACAACACUUCCUACAAGACUGGAAGACCAGUGCAGGGAAUAUUCCUUUGGUUUUUAGUCACUUGCGUCACGCAUGCGUACGUUAGUGACGUAAUAAAUUGUCAGAUGAAUGUUACAGUAGUUCUGUAUUAUAGAUCUGGAAUUUAAAAACACGUAAAGUGGCGAAGGCUUGCGGUCGCAGAGGUUUAUGAUGUCCGUUUAGGUGAAAAAAGUUUGGGAACCAGUGCACUAGGAGCUGUGCCUGACCUCCAGACGUCACCGGGGCGCACGCUGUUGAAAAGCUUCGAGUGAUGAAGGAAACUUUUUCGAUGCAUUUGGGAUGAAAGCUUCAUUUUUGCCGUCACUCACUGGUGGUUACCCCGAAAUAAAACCCCGUACCUACGCGCACUAGCGUUUAGAUGAAUCCUCACUCGACAGGACGGAGUACGCGUUAUUCCUCUUCAGGGUUGGCAGGUCUGAGACGAGAAUGCGCCAAGAAUUUUUAUUUAUUUUUUAACCUUUUGGGAAAUGCAGGAUAAUACAUAUCAGCGAGCAUGCAGGGAAAAAAUGCUGCUCGGCCAAGUAAGGAAAGAAAGCUUUCCUUUUAGCCUUUAGCACUGCAGAGAAACCACGAGCACAAGGGCUUGGAGCAUUAAACCCUUCUCUCGCAGAGGAACUGUUAAAAAAAAAAAAAAAAGAUGUGAGAGAUCUUUAUUAUACUCAGCGCUUACGUUCUGUGCCAUUUCUCACGUAGGAAACUAAAGUGAAGCUACCUAGUCGUGUAUUUGCUGUGGAGUGAGAAUAUAAUACUGCUGUUUCCAGCAUGAGUUUGAGUUCAACGACUCGAAUGUAUACUGUGUGUGUGUGUGUGUGUGUGUGUGUGUGUGGAGUACUUUUUUGGCAUCAUUGUGACUGUGACUGUAUACAUUUGAUUAUUUCAGAAACAAACAAAAAAAAAAACAGGAGACAAAAAGGUACCCCAUACCUCGAUCAAAAUAAAUAAAAAAAAAAACUCAAAUGAUGAUAAAGAUGAGCUGAUAAAGUGUAAAGAGAACGUACGAACCAAAGCUUAACGUCUUAUGCAUUUUUAUAGUAUGUAGUUUGCUUCAGGAUAUUUUUAUCACAGUGUGUGUGUGUUUUUUUUUUUUUUUUGCGUAUACAUAGAUGUGAGAAAAAAAAAACAAAAAACAACGCAAUAACUGCUGGAACAACAGUGAAGUUUUUUUUUGUUGUUGCUUUUUCUGAAUGUUUACUGCGUUCGUGUGUGUACAUGAGCACAAAGCCGCCGCCGUCGUCGCCGCUUCCAGAAUGUGCUGCUUCUUCCUCUUCUUCUUCUUCUUCUUCUUCAUCACAUCCACGCUUCACUGCCUGUCCCGUCGCUCUCCAAGUGUGUGUUUGCUGUGAAGAAAAUCGUGUGCAACUUCUCAAAACACGCCCGAGCGCUGCCAUCAUUUCUAUUUUUUCCUUUUCGGUUUGGAACAAAGCUACCUAAAAAAAAAAAAAAAAUCCAUUAAAACUGAAUUCGUUAUGUGACUUGAUGAUAAUCGCUGAAUAACAGUGAUUUCUUUAUGCAAAUGAAUAAAUGUGUCAUGACUGUAA